CUUGUGGGGUCGGCCCUAAUGACCUUUGACGAAAGAGCUAGUUAGUUUUCAAGCCAGCGUGACUGUCACAAGACCAAGAGAAGUUGUAUUUGGAGACAGAGGUCGAGGGUGGACAACUGCUAUGAGAGUCUGGUGAAGCUAGCUCCUGUUCUGAGAGUUGCUUGCCCUUCAAAUCUAAGAGCCAGGAAAUUCCUCUCAAGUGUUGAGACACUAAAUGAUGCCAAUGGCAUCUCCCGUCAUAUCUGACCACCGGAUAUCACCAUCCCCUCGACAAACCACGCCCACUUCUCCCGGUGGUACCCGUUUACUCCAUCAAACCACUCCCACUUCCCCAGGAGGCCAGUUACCCUACAGACAACAGCCUAACCCCAAUUCCCCAGGUAAUUCCCGGACUCACAGACAGUAUACAAUGCCUGUAUUGCCAGUACCCAAUCACGUACGCUCCCCACCACACAAUAUGAGUUUCACUAUCGCCGAAAGUGACGAAGACGAAAUAGAUCCACUUGGGGACCACCUCCCGAUGCUGCUGUCCCCUAUGAUCCCCCCUGGACAGGACAACAUACUUCGAACACAGGAAAUGCAAGAGACAGAGGAAGACGUGUUUUUUAUACACCCAGAAGUGCCUAUUAUUUAUGAAGAAGCGAGGAAAGAAGCUAAAAUCAUUGGAGGACGGUAUUUAAAGGGGGAACAGCUGGGAGAGGGAUCGUACUCAAAGGUGAAGGAGAUGCUUGAUGUUAACACACUGUGUCGGAGAGCUGUCAAGAUUAUGAAAGAGAAGCGGUUAAAGAGGAUCCCAAACGGAGAGGCUAAUGUUCAGAGAGAGAUCAAAAUUCUGAAGAGGCUGGACCACCAGAAUGUGAUACGUUUCAUUGAAACUUUCAAAGACCCAGAGAAACAAAAACUGUAUAUGGUAUUGGAGUACUGUGUGGGGGGUCUACAAGAGAUGCUGGACAAAGCUCCUCACAAUCGGUUCCCACCGUGGCAGGCACACAGUUACUUUGUCCAGUUGAUAGAAGGGCUGGAGUACCUUCAUGGUCACUGGGUGGUGCAUAAAGAUAUCAAGCCAGGGAAUCUCCUCCUCACCUCUGACAAUACUGUCAAGAUUGCUGACUUUGGAGUGGCUGAAGAGUUGGAGCAGUUCAGUGGUAGUGAUGUGUGCACUACCUGUCAGGGUAGUCCAGCCUUCCAGCCUCCUGAGAUUGCCCUCGGCCAGGAUGAGUGGUCAGGAUUCAAGGCUGACAUCUGGGCAGCUGGAGUCACAUUAUACCAUUUUGUGACUGGAAAGUUUCCAUUUGAGGGCGAGAAUGUGUACAAACUCUUCUCGGUGAUUGCCAUUGGACAGUUUGAGAUUCCGGGUGAUUUGUCACCGCUCCUCACCGACCUCCUCAAGGGAAUGCUACGGAAGGAAGCUGAAAACAGGUUCACCAUACAAGAGAUCAUGCAACACUCAUGGUUCAUCUUCAAACACUCUAAGCCGUUGCCCCAAGAUAUAGUUAGGUUCACGCCAUACGCAGACUCUGGUGACCACUACCGAGGGACCACUGUACUCCCGUACCUCGAAGCAUUCUACCAAUACGGGGUGGAGGGUGGAAUGGACAGGGCAGCAACUGCUACAGAAAACCCUCGUCACGAUGUACAGGACCCUGCCUGGUCGAGUGAGGACGACCUCUUCAACCAGUACGAGGCCCAGAGCAUGGCCUCCGUCCAAUCAGAACGCUCGCUGGAGAACAUAAUACAGAGACGAUCACGAGUCUCCUCACAAGAAAACGUUCUUUUUCCGAUGUCUAGAAGUGUGGACGCAUUGGGAGGGAACAUAAAACCAUCGAGCAGAAAGCCUAAAAAGAAAAAGAGCAAACUCAGAAAGAUCAGUAGCAAAUCAAACUGUGCCCAACAGUAGCUCAUACUCGUAUCAUGUUUAGGUCUCUUUUUUUAAUACUGGUCUUCACUUUUAUGUAUUAGUGUGCUUAUUAUCCAUCAUCCAUCUCCGUACAAUGUAUGCAUUCUCUAUUAUAUAGAUUUGAUUUUUUUAUCAUUUCACACCUGUCUUGUCUUUGACAUGCAAUCCUCUAGUUUGCACAGCAUCAUUCCCAUUCCCAUUGUGUGUUUGUGUGUAGUAUUCUCAUGGACUAUAGAAAGUCAAUUUAUAAUAUCCAACAAUACAUUAUUGAGCAAAGUG
This is a messenger RNA of Halichondria panicea, 2176 nucleotides long. Its product is annotated as serine/threonine-protein kinase stk11-like. Gene Ontology annotation, biological process: establishment of cell polarity; regulation of cell growth; protein phosphorylation. Bases 215 to 1897 code for a protein of 560 amino acids. The transcript is spliced from 10 exons. The record is from RefSeq and is a predicted model, not a curated record. Gene Ontology annotation, cellular component: cytoplasm. Gene Ontology annotation, molecular function: protein serine/threonine kinase activity; ATP binding; protein kinase activator activity. Lineage: Eukaryota; Metazoa; Porifera; Demospongiae; Suberitida; Halichondriidae.